AUGCCAAAGCGAAACUCCACGUGUGUGGCUGAGUUCCUUUUUGAAGGUUUCUCCAGCUUCGGGUGGCAGCACAGGCUUGGCUUCUUUGUUGUCUUUCUAACUUUGUACCUGCUGACUCUCUCUGGCAAUGCCGUUAUUUUGACUAUUAUUCGCCUGGACCGUCAUCUUCAUACUCCCAUGUACUUUUUCCUAAGCAUGCUGUCCAUCUCUGAGACCUGCUAUACUGUGGCCAUCAUUCCCUGUAUGCCUUCUGGCCUCCUGAAUCCCCAUCAGACCAUUUCUCUCCAAGGCUGUGCCACUCAGCUCUUUUUCUAUCUAACCUUUGGUAUCAAUAACUGCUUCUUGCUCACAGCCAUGGGAUACGAUCGCUACAUGGCCAUCUGCAACCCUCUACGGUAUUCGGCCAUCAUGGGUAAAGGGGCCUGUAUCCAGUUGGCAUCUGGGUCCCUGGGAAUUGGCCUGAGUAUGGCCAUUGUCCAGGUAACGUCUGUGUUUGGCCUGCCCUUCUUUUCCUGGAAUUUAUCAAUGAAGACAGAGAACCACACAGGGGUGAGGGAAUUUAUUUUCCAGGGUUUCACCAGUUUUCAUGAACACAAGCUCACUCUCUUUGUGGUUUUCCUUACCUUGUACCUUUUAACCUUGUCUGGUAAUGUCAUCAUCGUGACAAUUAUCAGCAUUGAUCGACGCCUUCACACCCCCAUGUACUUCUUUCUUACUGUGCUUUCCACUUCAGAGACUCUGUACACAUUGGUCAUUGUACCUCGGAUGCUGUCCAGUCUCGUAGGCCUGAGCCAACCCAUCUCCUUGGCUGGCUGUGCCACCCAGAUGUUCUUUUUUAUCACUUUGGCCAUCAACAACUGCUUUCUGCUCACAGCAAUGGGAUAUGACCGCUAUGUGGCCAUCUGCAACCCCUUGAGGUACAUGACCAUCAUGAACAAGAGGGUGUGUGCCCAGCUGGUGUGGGGGGCCUGCAGCAUUGGGGUGUUAGUGGCCACAGUUCAGACUUCCUCUGUGUUCAGGCUGCCCUUUUGUUACAGAAAGGUGGCCCAUUAUUUCUGUGAUAUCCGCCCGGUUAUGAAACUCUCCUGUGUCAACACCACUAUACACGACAUAAUUAAUUUCCUUGUCAGCUCACUCGUCAUUGUGGUGCCCAUGGUUUUGGUCUUCAUCUCCUAUAUCCUCAUCAUCUCCACCAUCCUCAAGAUUGCUUCUGCCGAGGGCCGGAAGAAGGCUUUUGCAACUUGUGUCUCCCAUCUCACUGUGGUCAUUGUCCACUAUGGCUGUGCCUCUAUCGCCUACCUCAAGCCCAAGUCAGAGAACAUGAGGGAUCAGGACCAGCUGAUUUCAGUGACUUACACGGUGUUCACUCCUCUCCUUAAUCCUGUGGUGUACACUCUAAGGAACAAAGAGGUCAAAGAUGCUCUUUGCCGUGCUAUUGGCAAAAAACUUCUUGCUUAG
Messenger RNA from Dama dama (fallow deer), 1458 nucleotides. RefSeq names its product olfactory receptor 10J1-like. Gene Ontology annotation, molecular function: olfactory receptor activity; G protein-coupled receptor activity. Gene Ontology annotation, cellular component: membrane. NCBI's taxonomy places the organism in Eukaryota, Metazoa, Chordata, Mammalia, Artiodactyla, Cervidae. The transcript is spliced from 2 exons. Gene Ontology annotation, biological process: G protein-coupled receptor signaling pathway. The record is from RefSeq and is a predicted model, not a curated record. Bases 1 to 1458 code for a protein of 485 amino acids.